GGGGAGACACCAGGCCACCCCAGGUCUGAAGAGAGUCAGGGAAGAUUCGCAGUGGGCCGGGGGGAACGGGGCCUGCCCUAGCCAUUCAGAAUUCCCCAGGGCCUCUGAGCGAGACCCCUGUGCUGAGACCUCUCUGCCUGUCCUGGGGGAACCCCUCCCACCAGGACCUCCCUGGGGGUCCCUGAGAGAGCAGAACAAUUGCUACCCAUCUGCCCUCUGCUGGCCAUCUUCUCAUCGACAAGAGCACCUCCACAUCCUGGGGAUCGCUUUCCUGUCUGGCUGGUUUGACUGCCCCGGCUGCCCCGGCCCCACCCAGGAAGGCCCCUCCUGGUCCGCUCUCCAGGCUCUAGGGUUCAGAGCCUCCACCCCAGGUCCCUGGCUGCCUCUUAGGACUAGGUCCCAGGGUCCUCAGCUCCUGUCAGGGCUGGGCCUCGGCUCCCAGGGCCCCAGUCCCACACAGGACCUAAGCCCCCACCAAGGAGCUCCAGACUCCCACACGUCUCUCUGCAGUGCCCCAGGCUGGGCCAAGAAGACAUUCUGUCCAGUCCUGAGUGUCCCCCCAACGUCCCCAUAUCUGCCCAUCCACUGUCCUCACAUCCCACCAUGCCCUGGAGUUGUCCCACACCCCUGACUUACUCCAGCACCUUCUCCGUUAAAGCUGGCCUCCCUCGGGUCACCUCCGGGGCGCAUGGUUUCUCUUCAUUUCCACCAAAUAUGGCAGGAAUGAUUUAUACCUAUGGCGCACACCCUUUGCCCAGCACCCCCCCCCCCAACAUUUGGGGUUUCCCUCCCACCACAGCUGACCUGUCAGUGUCCAUAGUGAUCUCUCUGUGGCCACGCUGAGGGCUUCCCCUGGCUCCCUUGUCCUGACUUCUCGGGGUCCCUUCCUCCUUCCUGAACUCUCUCUUCUCUCUCUUCCCCACUCCUUCUCUCUCUCCUCUUGCCCCUUGGGCCCUCAGGACUCCUCCCAGGCCUUCAUCCUUCCCCACAUCCCCCCCAGGCCAGGUCACCCUCCCUAUGGUCCACAUGGGAAUCUAGUGUCCCCUGUGUGCCUCCCCUGGACGUGGCAGUGGUUCAGAGCUUGGGUCUAGAGCCAGAAUGCUUGGGGUCAAAGCGUGUCGCUGGCACCCAGCUGGGUGCCCUUAGGCGUUUUUUUGUGUGUGUGUCUUGAUUUUCUCUUCCAUAAAAUGGAGCUAUUAAAAUGUAUGUGUAGGGAUCGGAUAAGUCUUCUAAAGCACUCAAGACGUGUCUAAAGGUUUCAGUGUUCAAUCUCCUAAUCUGACAUCAGCAUUUUCUCCCCUAAAGUGCUCCUUAUCCACGUCCCUGUCCCAGGGACCAUCCCUGAGCCCUGGUCCUUGUUCUGGAUGGUUCCUUUCUUUCCCCCCCACAACCUGUCAGUCCCACAGCCUGGCCUCCUGGCCGCCUGUCUCAUACACCAGCCUCCUCCCCUGCACACCAACCUCCCUCCCCUGGGCCCCGCUCCAGGUUCUGGGCCUCCACUCUUGUCCCCGCCACUCUUAUUCACACGGUAGCUUUCUGACACUUAAAUCUGACCCUGUCCUCCCUUGCUCAGAGCCCUUCUGUGGCUCCCCACUGCCCUCAGAUAAAUGGGUCCAGACUCCUUAGCCUGGCAUUCAAGACCUUUUACCACCUGGUCCUGCUUCAGCGGCACCUCCCUCCCCCAUGGCAGCCACAGGCAGGGGCGGGUGUUUGCUGAACACGGGGACACACACACACACAGACGCACGCACGCACACACGCAUCUCCCAAGCUCUUCACCUCUGCUUAGGAAUGUCCCAGUCCUCCAUGCCAGAGGUCCAGGAUUGGACUUCCUUCUCAGUUGACCCUUCACCUGGGUCCAGCCCCUCCGGGCUUCCGCCACUGGGGUGGGGGAGGGGGCUCGACCUGCCACCCCACCCCCCAUUCCAGCCUGGGGCUCAGGUCUCCGACAACAGAACCAGAGCCACUCAGCAACGCUGGAACCCACUCGGGGGGGCCUGGGGCCCCUCGUCCCAAGCCAGGAGGGCUUUGGGGGAGGGGUGUGGCCCCUGGCAGACUGGCAGUGUGGCCCAGGGGGCUGGGGGGCGCCAGGGAGGUGGGGGCGAACCUCGAAGCGGGAGGCACGAGUGCGGUUCUCCUUCCCUCGCUGGGGGGGCCUUGGAGCCGGUGGCGGGCGGGAAGCCUUCGAAGGCAGAGCCUGCGGGGCGGGGGUGGUGGCAGGGCCGCGUCCAGUGGCAGGGGCACCAUGGCCACCAUCCAGUCGGAGACCGACUGCUAUGACAUCAUCGAGGUGCUGGGCAAGGGCACCUUCGGGGAGGUGGCCAAGGGCUGGCGGCGAAGCACGGGCGAGAUGGUGGCCAUCAAGAUCCUCAAGAACGACGCCUACCGCAACCGCAUCAUCAAGAACGAGCUGAAGCUACUGCGCUGCAUGAGGGGUCUGGACCCAGAGGAGGCCCACGUCAUCCGCUUCCUCGAGUUCUUCCACGACGCCCUCAAGUUCUACCUGGUCUUCGAGCUGCUGGAGCAAAACCUUUUCGAAUUCCAGAAGGAGAACAACUUCGCACCCCUCCCUGCCCGCCACAUCCGCACGGUCACCCUGCAGGUGCUCAGAGCCCUGGCCCGGCUCAAGGAGCUGGCCAUCAUCCAUGCUGAUCUCAAGCCCGAGAACAUCAUGCUGGUGGACCAGACCCGCUGCCCCUUCAGGGUCAAGGUAAUUGACUUUGGCUCAGCCAGCAUUUUCAGCGAGGUGCGCUAUGUCAAGGAGCCAUACAUUCAGUCGCGCUUCUACCGGGCCCCCGAGAUUCUGCUGGGGCUGCCCUUCUGCGAGAAGGUGGACGUGUGGUCACUGGGCUGUGUCAUGGCCGAGCUGCAUCUGGGCUGGCCCCUCUACCCGGGCAACAACGAGUACGACCAGGUGCGCUACAUCUGUGAGACCCAGGGCUUGCCCAAGCCCCACCUGCUGCACGCCGCCCGCAAGGCCCACCACUUCUUCAAGCGCAACCCCCACCCCGAUGCUGGCAACCCCUGGCAGCUCAAGUCCUCGGCCGACUACCUGGCUGAGACCAAGGUGCGCCCCCUGGAGCGCCGCAAGUACAUGCUCAAGUCACUGGACCAGAUCGAGACGGUGAACGGUGGCGGGGCGGCCAGUCGGCUGCCCUUCGCGGACCGCGAGGCGCUGGCGGAGCACGCCGACCUCAAGAGCAUGGUCGAGCUGAUCAAGCGCAUGCUGACGUGGGAGUCGCAUGAGCGCAUCAGCCCCAGCGCUGCCCUGCGCCACCCCUUCGUGUCCAUGCAGCAGCUGCGCAGCGCCCACGAGACUACCCGCUAUUACCAGCUCUCCCUGCGGGGCUGCCGCCUCUCGCUGCAGGUGGAGGGCAAGCCGCCCACGCCGGUGGCAGCUGCGGCGGAAGACGGGCCCCCCUACCACCGUCUGGCUGAGGAGGAGGCGGCUGUGGGCAUGGGCAGCGUGGUGGGCAGCGGGCCCUUCUUCUGCGAGAAGGCGCCGGGCGUGCAAAGGGCCAUUGAUCAGCUGGACGACCUGAGCCUACAGGAGGUGGGGCGGGGGCUGUGGGGCGAGAGCCGAGCCGACGUGGUUCCUGACAUGCUGGCUCCUCUCAAGGCCGCCGCCGCGGGCCGCCGUGUGCCCGACUCGGGCCCCGAGCCCAUCCUGGCCUUCUAUGGCAGCCGCCUGGCAGGCCGCCACAAGGCCCGCAAGCCACCCGCAGGCUCCAAGUCGGACUCCAACUUCAGCAACCUCAUCCGGCUGAGCCAGGCCUCCCCUGAGGAUGAUGGAUCGUGCCGGGGCAGCGGCUGGGCAGAAGGAGAGCGCCUCGGGGCCUCCGCGGAGCUGCCCACCCUCCCGCAGCGGGAUGGGGAUGGACCAGACAUCAAGGAUAUGACCAUGGAUGCUGAUAGGCUGGGCCCUGAGCUCUUCGACCCCAGCAGCUGCCCUGGGGAGUGGCUGAGUGAGCCAGACUGGACCCUGGAGGGUGUCAGGGGGCCACGGGCUCAGGGGCUCCCACCCCGCCACGCUCACCCGCACGGCCCGCCCCGGGCCACCAGCUUUCUGCAGCACGUCGGUGGGCACCAUUGAUGGUGACCCCACCCCUGCCCCUCACUGGGGGCUGCACUAGCUGGGCUGGUCUCCCUUCCUCAGAAGCCAUUUCCUGAACCCACAAAUUAUUCUUACAGAAAGAUAGUUAUCCAGAAAUUCCCCAUUACCCUCGCCCAUGGUGCAUGCCAGCACAGAACGCCCCGAAUGCAGGAGGGCCUUGGGGUCUGGCCUGUGGGCCCCCUGCCCGGGGGUGGGGGCAAAGGGACACAGGAAGGGGGCUGCCCCCACUGGCCCUGAGCAUGCCCUCGGCCCUGCUGCCUCUGCCUAUUUCAAUAAAGAACUGUUGAGCAGCUCUGCUUGAGGCCUGGACUGGAGCUGGGGUGGGGUUCAGUUUGGCGCCUGGGACCCUGAUCUCUGAUGCGGCUGCGCUCAGCUGGUCCCUGCCAGGGACAGGCUGACCCAUCCCCUAAGUAUGCUAAGUGCUUGGCACGCGAGAAUCCGCCCUUGGAACAUUCCCCAUGUUCAGCAGGUGCCAAGGCGAGCUUGCCAUAUGCCAAGGUCUCAUCUGUAGACCUGCCCUUGCCACGCGUAUGGGCUUGGCAUGCCCUCCUCACCCACGCUCGGGUCAUGGUUAAGUGCGAAUUCCCUUGGCAGGCAUAAACUCACGCUCGGUGCACACUCGGGUGUUUGGACAUGCGAGGCCAGCCUUGGGAGCCGGUGAUGGUUCGGAGCGUGCCCGUCUGGGAACAUGCUCGAUGUAUAGCACAUACUACCUAUGCUGACUACGUGAGGCUCCGCUCACGCCAGGCCCUGUGGUCACGCUCUGCACGCUCAGCACAUACUCGCUCACGAGCACUCACGCCAGCACGAGCCAAAUCCACG
This is a messenger RNA of Mirounga angustirostris (Northern elephant seal), 4936 nucleotides long. RefSeq names its product homeodomain interacting protein kinase 4 (gene HIPK4). The record is from RefSeq and is a predicted model, not a curated record. Lineage: Eukaryota; Metazoa; Chordata; Mammalia; Carnivora; Phocidae. The coding region runs from base 2246 to 4093 and encodes 615 amino acids. The transcript has 4 exons. Gene Ontology annotation, cellular component: cytoplasm; nucleus. Gene Ontology annotation, molecular function: protein serine/threonine kinase activity; protein tyrosine kinase activity; ATP binding. Gene Ontology annotation, biological process: peptidyl-serine phosphorylation; peptidyl-threonine phosphorylation.